Aspergillus campestris IBT 28561 is the source of this 665-nucleotide messenger RNA. RefSeq lists its product as uncharacterized. The record is from RefSeq and is a predicted model, not a curated record. NCBI's taxonomy places the organism in Eukaryota, Fungi, Ascomycota, Eurotiomycetes, Eurotiales, Aspergillaceae. The transcript has a single exon. The coding region runs from base 136 to 609 and encodes 157 amino acids.
UGCAUUUUCUCCCUCUGUGAUGGCAGUGAUUCCAGUAGGAGGUCACAUGGUCACCUCAGACAGUGACAGUACGAAGGGUCAUUUCUUUCGUCUCGCAUCUUGUUUCUUGUUCUCUUCUGAACCUCACUAACUGCCAUGAUAGUUCUUACUAUCAUACGAUCCCUUCUUCUGACUGUUCUAUUGGUUUUAGUGCUAUUUCCAUCAAUUUUGAGCGGAGCGCGGCAAGUCCUUGUUAGGUGCAAGUUAUUGACGCAUUACUCGCCCCCCGGACCUUCACCCCCGGCAUCGCAUAUUAGUCCUCCUGGGGAUCGUAGACCAAGACGAUCCAGCCAGCCCAUCUUCACUACAUCGUGCUACUCCGGUGGUUGGCUCGUCCGCCCUGACAUCAACCAACAGCAGCUGAACACCACAGCUAUAACAGCAUCGGGGGGGAACGAUGAAUCACCAUCAUGGACUGUCACCUGGAGUACUUUGCUUGUUAGUAGUCAGACGCCUUCCCUACACUAUUUGAUAAAUAUGAAAAAUAAAAUCCAGAAAAUAACAGAGCCCCUCACUUGCAUUCAAUUCUCAAAGCCAGUAUAUAAUCUUGAAAAACAUGGGAGCACUUAGUAUAGCAAUCUUCAGCAGAUCUACUUCUCUACAGAAAAAAUACAUAAGAGAGAAAU